AUGACCAGCAAUUACAGAGCCAGAAGCCGACAGAUUAUCGAUCUCACCUCUCCCCGGCGCUCAGCUUUAUCCAAUGAUCUCACUUAUUCUCCCAUAGAGCAAUCGGCCGAAGGCAGAAUUGUUAUUGAUCUGACCACCCCUAUUCCGGAGCAGGUUGGGAGCCAAAGGAUCUUUAUUGAUCUGACUAUUUCUUCCCAAGAACCUGGACCCAUUAUCAGUGGUGAAGUCCGGAAUGUUAUGAAGGUAACAGAAUACGGUCAAACGCCAGUGCUAGUUCAUGAACUUCCCCCUGCAUACAGGUCUGUCAGUGCAAAUUACCAUGCGUCAAUCUCGGAUCAACACACUUUCCCUGAUUGGAAUGGAGGUAACACCACAAAUGGACCGGCGAGUUUAUUUAGUGAGGGUCUUGUUCCAUUGCUUGAAAGACCCAACGUGGAUCACUCUAUGCCUCGCAGGACACCGUUUCACGAACUCCCUGAAAAGCCCAAACUUGGCAAUGCUAUCUCUUCCAAGCUACCCCGAAAAUUUCAUCAACUCCCUGAAAGACCCAACUUUGAUCUCCGCUUGCCCUUCAAAAGACCCCACGGGUUGGAUCUACUGCCAGAACAGCCGAAAGACUGUGAUGUUGUGAUUGAUCUCACCGGCGAUGAUUGGGAAACAGAAGAUGAUUCAGACACAGACAAAAGCGAAUCUAUAUUGAUCUCUAGUGCACCCACUUCUCCCACCUUGCCCUAUCCAUCCAAUGUCCAGAUUGAUGAGCCGACAUAUGAAAUCCUGUUCAAGAUAAGGAGGCGGCCCAAUGCGUUGGACUUUGCUAAAGAAAUGCUUGAUAUGCCCACCAUUUCUGGCUCCUUGCACUACCACAUAUUUUGGACGGAUGGCUCACUUCCUCGCCAUGGUAAUGGAGGGGCGGCAGUCGUGUGGAAAGCUGAGUUAUGGGGGAAAUGGAAAUCGCUUAGGCGUCAACUCAGACAACCAGACCACAGUAAUCUUACGGAGCUUCAUGGAAUUGAAAUGGCAGUGGGGCAAGCUCUUAAGCUUGUUCAAGAGGACCGAGGUGUACGGCAAACCCCUCUCACGGAUCAGGUUGUGAUUCUGACCGAUUGCACAUCCUGCCUUAAUAUGAUCGAGGACCAUUAUCUGGACCGAUAUCGUUCCCCCCGCAUAUACCUCUCAUCUGUAAGACUGAUCACUGGUUGUCUGACAGAUCUGAGGAAAAUGGGAGUUAUAAUAGAGCUGCAUUGGGUCCCUGCACACUCUGGCAUUUUUGGAAAUGAGUUAGCUGACCGCGAGGCACGUUCCGCUGCGCGCAUAGACAUGAAGUCGCGCCAAGCGGGAAGCAAAAACCCUCUACAUCUUGAUAUAGAGAGGUUUGUGACGAUCUGA
Molecule: messenger RNA, 1386 nt
Organism: Penicillium angulare
Lineage: Eukaryota; Fungi; Ascomycota; Eurotiomycetes; Eurotiales; Aspergillaceae
Product: ribonuclease H family protein
Exons: 2
Coding region: 1-1386 (461 amino acids)
Molecular function (GO): nucleic acid binding; RNA-DNA hybrid ribonuclease activity
Source: RefSeq, a predicted model, not a curated record